Molecule: messenger RNA, 1392 nt
Organism: Colletotrichum siamense
Lineage: Eukaryota; Fungi; Ascomycota; Sordariomycetes; Glomerellales; Glomerellaceae
Exons: 1
Coding region: 1-1392 (463 amino acids)
Molecular function (GO): protein binding
Source: RefSeq, a predicted model, not a curated record
AUGACUUCGAAAACGUUGCUCUCCCUCCCCGACGAGGUUCUGCUCCAGAUUGUCGGACACUUGACACCACCUCUUGACGGCUUGGACAUCCCCUUCACAGCCUACACCGAUCCCGAUGGAGUCGUCGUGAGCAAUCGCGUCGCCCUGUACCGACUCGCCUUCGUCUGCCGCCGCUUGUCGGAUCUCGCCAUCCCGUCUCUUUACCAGACGGUCUACUUAUGGGGCCGGUCACGUCUUCAAUCGCUAUUGCAGACUCUCCUAGAACGGCCAGAGCUUGGCGCAAACAUGCGCAUAUUCUCAUACGUCUCGUGUCUGGGCAGCGAUCACUAUCCCACCGACGUACUAUGUCCGUACAAGCGUACCCAUUGGCGCCACUUAGUGGAAGAGUCGUCCCGAUUCCCGGACCGCAUCAAGGCCUUCAUGCGGGAAGCCAAGACGGAUCUCGAAGUCGUUCAAAUCGUUUUUGCCCUCGUUCUCUACUCGACGCCAAAUUUGCGCACCCUCCACAUGCGCAUGCCCUUCGCCGCUGGCGAGUACCAGAAGCUCAAGGAUAUUCUUACUCCGGACAUCGAACCCGACGAAGGCUGCCCCCGAGUUCUCAACUCACUCACCCGUAUCAUGCUGGAGCCCAUGCCCGACUUUCCCGGGGCGACUUUCUGGCCCCGCCGCGAGCUGCCAUGUCUACUGAGGCUGCCCAAUCUCAAGGCCGUGGAGCUGGGAUCUGCUCAUUUCCGACCAGCAGCCCUCCCGCCAGGUGACGGAUGGGGCGAUGACGGCAGCUGGAAGCAUGUUGAAGAGGUACGGCUCGUCCGCAGCAGCAUGUGGGGUUCAGGCUGGCACGCCAUCUGUGCUCUGUGCCCCAAUCUGAAGCUUCUCGAGAUGAGUCCUUCUGGCGUUUCCGACCAGGCUGCCGACGGCGAGCAUAACCUCAACACGGCUCUGGGUCUUGUUGCCGAAACCCUCGAGACGUUUUCAUUUGAGGGCAUCUUGGCCGCCAACUUCUCCCAGCAUGUCGGUGGAGACGGCACUCUCACCUGCUUACCCAAGAUGAAGGCGCUGCGAAACGUCAAACUCGACAUCGGCAUCUUGUUUGGCAAGCCGGAGAGGAUGGACAAGUUCGACGUCUUGGGAAGCCUGCCGCAAUCCUUAGAAAUACUCGACCUGGCAGAGCUGUGGCACGACGUUGAAAUUGACAAGCUGGGAUUCCAGGCCCGCAAACAGUAUGAAAGCGGCAUUCAGAACGCCUUGCGGAAGCUCGUUUUUGGAAGCAAGGAGAAGCUCCCGAACCUCAAGGAAGUCACCUUCCGCCCGAACCCCUUUUACGCUCAACUACCCUUGCCGGAUACCCUCAUGGUUGGAAAGUCGGACGUUGACUUCAAGCUGGUGUACUAA